UGGGGUCUGGGGAGAGCGGAUAUAGUGAAUGCGGGGUCCGGGGAGAGCGGGAUAUAGAGAAUGCGGGAGAGCGGAUAUAGUGAAUGCGGGGUCUGGGGGAGAGCGGAUAUAGUGAAUGCGGGGUCCGGGAGAGCGGAUAUAGUGAAUGCGGGGUCCAAGGGGAGAACGGAUAUAGAGAAUGCGGGUUCCGGGGAGGGCGGAUAUAGUGAAUGCGGGGUCCGGGGAGAGAGGAUAUAGUGAAUGCAGGGUCCGGGGAGAGCGGAUAUAGUGAAUGCGGGGUCCAGGGAGAGCGGAUAUAGUGAAUGCGGGGUCUGGGGAGAGCGGAUAUAGUGAAUGCGGGGUCCGUUGGAGAGCGGUAUUAGUGAAUGCGGGGUCCGAGGAGAGCGGAUAUAGUGAAUGCGGGGUCCGUUUGGAGAGCGAAUAUAGUGAAUGCGGGGUCCCGGGGAGAGUGGAU
Messenger RNA from Staurois parvus, 454 nucleotides. The record is from the annotation of a GenBank genome assembly. NCBI's taxonomy places the organism in Eukaryota, Metazoa, Chordata, Amphibia, Anura, Ranidae.